AUGAUAAAAUUGAUAAUAAAAUUUACAAUCCUUCUACGAUGAAGGAUUAAUUAUUUUGUUGAUAAAUUAUUAAGAAAAUUAUUUGCUAAUUGAAAAGUAAAUGGCAUUAGAAAAUUAAAUGAUGAACUGGAUGUAAUCUUUACAAAGGGGCGGAGCCAAAAAAAGACUUCUUGAAGGCAAAAAAAAGGUAAACCAGUUCAAACGAAAAGUAAUUUAUAAUCAGAAAAUUUCUCAGUUUACAAGCAGGCCAGAAACAAUUAUAGAUAUAAGCCAAAAAAAAUCAAUCACAAGCUUAGCUAA
This is a messenger RNA of Blepharisma stoltei, 300 nucleotides long. Lineage: Eukaryota; Ciliophora; Heterotrichea; Heterotrichida; Blepharismidae. The record is from the annotation of a GenBank genome assembly.